AUGGUCCCCAGAUCCCCUUCCGCCUCCGCCUCCCAGCCCCUCAUCUCCGCCGCCCUCGCCGCCGCGGCCGCCCUAGCCGCCGCCCUCGCCGCCAGUAUCACCGCCCUCGCUGCCCCCGCCGCCCUCGCCGCCCUCUCCGCCACCCCCGACGCCGCCCGACGCGCCACCAAUCUCGCCGCCACCGCCGCCGCCAACCCCACUCUCCCCAGAGCCGUCGCCACCGCCGCCGCCGCUGCCGUCCUCACCGUCGCCGAAAGCGCCCGAGCCCUCUCCGCCGCCGCCGCCAGCACCGUACGCGUCGAGCUCCGCUUCUUCGCCUUCGACUCGUGGGACAGGAAGGAGGAGGUCCAGAUCUACCUCAACGGCGAGCUCGCGCUGUCUUUCCAACCUCUUCCCGAGGUUGGAAACCCGGCGCCGUCUCGAAUAUCGACAGACUGCGGGAAUGGGGGUGCGAGUCCUGGUCGCACCCGGGUCGCCGUCGCUGCCGCCGCCACCUUCCCCGCCCUCGCCGCCCUCAUGGCCACCCCCGCCGCCGCCCUCGGCGCCGCCCUCACCGCCCUUACCCCCUUCGCCACCGUCGUUGCCGCCGCCUCCACCCGUGCCGCCGCCGCCCGCACCGCCGCCGCCCGAACUGCCUCCGACAAACCCUCCCAGCCCGCCCGGGCCAUCCUCGCCGCCGCAACCUUCUUCACCGCCCUCUCCACCUCCGUCACCGCCGCCGCCCUCGCCACCACCCUCGCCGCCUCCGCCCUCUCCACCUCCGUCACCGCCGCCGCCCUCGCCGCCGCCGCCCUCGCCGCCGCCGCCCUCGCCGCCGCCGCCGUCUCCGCCUCCACCCUCGCCUCCACCCUCGCCGCCGCCGCCCUCGCCGCCGCCGCCCUCGCCGCCGCCGCCCUCGCCGCCGCCGCUGUCUCCGCCUCCACCCUCGCCUCCACCCUCGCCGCCGCCGCCCUCGCCGCCACCACCCUCGCCGCCUCCGCCCUCUCCACCUCCGUCACCGCCGCCGCCCUCGCCGCCGCCGCCCUCGCCGCCGCCGCCCUCGCCGCCGCCGCCGUCUCCGCCUCCACCACCGCCUCCACCCUCGCCGCCGCCGCCCUCGCCGCCCCCACCCUCACCGCCACCCCCGUCGCCGCCACCACCCUUCCCGCCGUCUCCGCCUCCAACACCGCCUCCACCCUCGCCGCCGCCGCCCUCGCCGCCCCCACCCUCACCGCCACCCCCGUCGCCGCCACCACCCUUCCCGCCGUCUCCGCCUCCAACACCGCCUCCACCCUCGCCGCCGCCGCCCUCGCCGCCCCCACCCUCACCGCCACCCCCGUCGCCGCCACCACCCUUCCCGCCUCCUCCGGCCCGCCGCCGCCGCCGCCGCCGCCUCCACUGGCGCCGCCUCCGCUGUCGCCGCCUCCGCUGUCGCCGCCUCGAGUUGUUGAAGCGCAAAAAGCCUUCAUCGCGGAGCCCGCGGGCUAUGCCACGAUUGGCGUAGGCAUAGUGGUCGUGCUCCUCCUCAUAUGUCUUGGCGUCGGCUGCUACCGCAAGAGGAGGCGGCGCAAGCGGCCCGGGAAUCGGGAUUCGACGGCCGGCGUUGCGCGGACCGCGCCAACCACCGGCGUCGGCGACAGGACACUGACGCGCGCCAGGUCGAGAGGACCCGGGGGGGUGGGAUUCGACGGCCCGCCGGACGAGGAGAUGGGCGGCUUCACCCCACGGACCUCUGUGCGCGCCGUUAACGCGAUGGUCGCUGCCGACGCCGCCGCCAACGAGGCCGCUCCCGGUUCUCGCCGGUCGAUGCGCGAGAUCAGAGACGAGCUGUCUCGGCGGAGCGCCUCCUCGAUGCGCUCUUCGACCUCACCCGGGUCGCAGGCAGGACAGGGGCCGCUCUCGCCAGCGGCCGCUCCAGCCGGAAGCGACCCUGUCGCCGGCGACACCGUCCUUGCGCACGGGCGGAGAUGCACCGUCCAGUACGUCACGUCCAAGGGUCUGUACGACCUCAAGCCGGUCGGAGGCGGGGACCCUCUGUACGGGGUUGCGCUGGCCGACAUCGAGGUCCCCAGAAGCACCCCUCCUCCCCCUCCACCCCCUCCACCGCCUCCGCCGCCGCCGCCGCCGCCUGCUGCGGCCCAAGCAAGCCCUCCGCCGGAGUCUGGCGACACCGUCCUUGCGUACGGGCGGAGAUGCACCGUCCAGUACGUCACGUCCAAGGGUCUGUACGACCUCAAGCCGGUCGGAGGCGGGGACCCUCUGUACGGGGUUGCGCUGGCCGACAUCGAGGCUGAGGCCAACACGCCUCAGACGCCGCAGCUCUCGGACAUGACGCCGGAGGACGCGAUCGAGGAGAUUGAGCGCCUGACCGAGGCGGGCGAGGAGGUGCCCGAGCGGCUGUGGGCGGUCGCCGAGCGGGCGGUCGCCGAGCGGGACACCCCCGCCGUUCGGGGAGAGCAGGAUACCCCCGUCGUCGGGGGCGAAUGCGACGCCGGUGAUGUGGAUCCGAACACGGAUAGCAAGGUUACGCCGUGGAGGCAGCAACGGCAGUACCUGACUGCGGCGGCGAGCGCCGCAGAGACGCCUCCAACCGACCCCGCCCCCGCCCGGCCUCAAUCUCCCCGCAAAUCUCCCCGCGGGCGGCAGUCUCCCCGGCUUCACUCUCGCGCUGCGGUCGUUCGGCGCUCGGAUGACGACCAGGAGGAGCGCGACAUGGACCUCGCGAUGGCGGCGUCCCUUGCUGUGUCGUCGGCGGGGGAGGCCGCUACGCCGGCCUUGGAAGCGAUCGACGAGGAGGAGGACCCGCCGACGCCGCAAUCGCAGCAGCGUCGCUCAAAACAUGGUGUGCUCCUGAGCUCGCGCAGCGCCACAGCCGGGAACGAGGAUUUGCUCCCUGAGGACAACAAGAUCCCCGCUGCUUCACCGCCGCCGCGGCCGCCGCCACCACCACCUCCUCCUCCUCCUGGUGGUCCUCCGAUUCCUACGACCAACAAGGCCUCCGCUGCACCGCCGCCGCGGCCGCCACCUCCUCCUCCUCCUCCUGGUGGUCCUCCGUUUCCUACGACCAACAAGGCCUCCGCUGCUUCACCGCCGCCGCGGCCGCCACCUCCUCCUCCUCCUCCUGGUGGUCCUCCGUUUCCUACGACCCUUCCCCCUCCACCGCCGCCACCUCCUCCUCCCGCAGAGGCGGACGCGGACCCGGCGGCGGACCGCGCUGCAGCCUCGCGCGACAGUGGAGACGAGAGGCUUAGCCCGCGCAGGCGCAGAGACAGCGGGGAGCUGUGGGACGCCGCCAGUGACGACUCCGGCCUGUCUGUCGAUGGGCCAGCGGACAGCGACGCCGCAAGCGACGACUCUGGCCUCGCCGUCGACCGCCGCGCUGAGCCCGAGGCGGUGGAGGGUGCCGCAGCGGUCGUUGCCAGAGUCCUGGCCAAUGCUGGCGGCGGCGGCGAUGGCGAGGCUUCCUCCCCGCCCGCCCCGGCGGCGGUCGAGCUUCCGCCCAUCAGCGAGGCGGAGCAGCGGGCGUACGACGGCCUCUUCAGCUCCGCCGCCAAGGGCUGCGCGACCGUGAGCCGCGCCGCGGCGGCGCCCGUCUUUGCGUCUGCGUCGGUGGGCGAGGGGGACGUGGACCACAUCUGGGGGCUCUGCGUGUCGGCGCGCGGCUCCGACACGGCGGCCAGCCGGUCCGAGGACGAGCUGAGCUCAGCUGAGUUCGCGGCGGCGCUGCACCUCGCCGCCGCCAACGUGCGCGGCCUCCUGCCCGGCGGGCUGCCUCCGACCAUGCCCGGCAGCCUCGCGCUGUACGUCUUCGAGGCGGAGGAGGCGGCCGAGGCGGCCGAGGCGGCCGAGGCGACGGCGCAGUUGCGCCACGACGCCGCUCAGCGCAUGGCGCGCGCUGCGUCGUUUGCUUCGCAGGCAUCAGUGUCCUCGCACGAGGAAGAGAAGGAGGGGGGCGAGGGCUCGGUCCCGCCUGACAUGAAGCCAGAGGAGGCGCUUGCACUGAUCGAGGAGCUCACGGCAGCGGGCGAGGAGGUGCCCGAGACGCUGUGGAAUAUCGCUGAACAGGGCGAGGACGGGGACGACAGGGACGACCUCGACGUCGACAUCGACGACGAAGGGGGCGACUACGGCGCGGCCACCGCCCCGGCGGCGGUCGAGCUUCCGCCCAUCAGCGAGGCGGAGCAGCGGGCGUACGACGGCCUCUUCAGCUCCGCCGCCAAGGGCUGCGCGACCGUGAGCCGCGCCGCGGCGGCGCCCGUCUUUGCGUCUGCGUCGGUGGGCGAGGGGGACGUGGACCACAUCUGGGGGCUCUGCGUGUCGGCGCGCGGCUCCGACACGGCGGCCAGCCGGUCCGAGGACGAGCUGAGCUCAGCUGAGUUCGCGGCGGCGCUGCACCUCGCCGCCGCCAGCGUGCGCGGCCUCCUGCCCGGCGGGCUGCCUCCGAGCAUGCCCGGCAGCCUCGCGCUGUACGUCUUCGAGGCGGAGGAGGCGGCCGAGGCGGUGGGCGAUUCUCCGGGCACGGGGGACACGGCUGGUAGGCCCGACUUGACGCCCGAGGAGGCGACGGAGGCGAUCGAGCAGGCGCUCGAGGCGGGCGAGGCGGUGCCAGAGUGGCUAUUUGCGCUGGCCCAGCCGCGCGAGACGGCCGCCGAGUCGCGUCCAGCCGCCACAGUGCGUCCGCUGAACCUUCAAGGCGGAAGCGCGCCGGCUCGGCCGACGGCAGGAGCGGCAGGUGGCGCGAAGACGACGAAGGACGAGAAGAAGGCGGCGGCGCUGCAGCUGAAGCAGCGAAAGAAGGACGCCGCGGAGGCGAAGGCACAGGAGAAGGCCGCGGCUGCCGAGGCGCGGAGGGCUGCCAAAGCCGCCGCGCCGGCUCCGCCCACGGCCGGCGCGGCCUCGUCGAGCGGCGCGAAGCCGGCCAAGGACGAGAAGAAGGCGGCGGCGCUGCAGCUGAGGCAGCAAAAGGAGGAGGAGAAGGCGAGGGCGGCGCAGGAGAAGGCGCGCGUCCGCAAAGAGAAGGCGGAAGAGAAGGCCGCUGCCGCGGAGGCGAAGAGGGCUGCCAAAGCGGCGCGCGAUGGCUCAACGCAACCUGUCUGGCAAUGA
This is a messenger RNA of Emiliania huxleyi CCMP1516, 5082 nucleotides long. RefSeq lists its product as hypothetical. Lineage: Eukaryota; Haptophyta; Isochrysidales; Noelaerhabdaceae. The record is from RefSeq and is a predicted model, not a curated record. Gene Ontology annotation, molecular function: protein binding. The coding region runs from base 1 to 5082 and encodes 1693 amino acids. The transcript has 4 exons.